Molecule: messenger RNA, 531 nt
Organism: Catharus ustulatus (Swainson's thrush)
Lineage: Eukaryota; Metazoa; Chordata; Aves; Passeriformes; Turdidae
Product: C-X-C motif chemokine 2-like
Exons: 4
Coding region: 109-531 (140 amino acids)
Biological process (GO): inflammatory response; neutrophil chemotaxis; antimicrobial humoral immune response mediated by antimicrobial peptide
Cellular component (GO): extracellular region
Molecular function (GO): chemokine activity; CXCR chemokine receptor binding
Source: RefSeq, a predicted model, not a curated record
CUGCCCCUCUGGCCCUUCCCAGCCCCUAAGGGGGGGUUGUGAAAUCCCCCCUGGGGCGAGGGGCUGGCUAUAAACCAGCCCUGGCCCAGCUCGGGGCGGGCAGCGAGGAUGCGGCUGCUGCCGGCGGCGCUGCUCCUGCUGCUGCUGCUGAGCAGCUCGGUGCCAGGGGGUGGUCUGUCGCUGGAGAGCCUGCUGACCAACAUGAGGUGCAAGUGCAUCAAAUCCACCGCCCACGUCUUCAACCUGGGGCUGAUCCUCACCAUCGACGUUACCCCGCCUGGCCUUCACUGCAGGAGGAAGGAGGUCAUCCUCACCCUGAAGAAGAACAAGCGGGUGUGCGUGACCCCCGAGGCGCCCUGGAUCCAGCUGCUCAUCCACAAGCUGACGCAGAGGAACGGCCCCCAGAAAGCGCUGCUGCGGCCUCGGCGGGAAGCACCUUGGAGAAACCCCACCCCGGCCCUCCCAGUGUCCAAGGAGUCCAUGGCUGUGAAUUCCUCGUGGGACAGCAGUGACACAGCCCCCCUGCCCUGA